AUGUCGACAAAAGAACCCCUUGCUGGCAAAGUAGCCAUUGUCUCAGGCAGCGACAGCGGCAUAGGCUUCGCCAUUGCCCAUGAGCUUGCCUCUCGUGGGGCAUCUGUCACUAUCAAUUACCCAUUCCCUUCUCAAGCAGACAAUGCCAACGAUAAGGCAGCAUCCCUGCCAACCAAAUCCAUCGCCGUCUGUGCCGACAUGGGUACAACCCAAGGCCCCAAGACGCUGGUUGACGCAACCAUUAAAGAAUUUGGCCGACUAGACAUCGUUGUCAACAACGUGGCGAUAGCAGUCAAUAAGCCUCUUGAGGAGCAGACAUUGGAUGACUGGGAUCUAUUGGUCAAUGUCAAUGGGCGCAGCACUUUUCUUCUGACCCAGAGCAGCCUUCCGCACCUAACGCGAGGAAGCGGACGAAUUGUCAACAUCUGUUCCGCUAGCUCAAGAGGUUCUCCUCCCUUGCAAACCAUCUACGCUGGGACCAAGGGUAUGGUCGAUUCCUUCACUAAAUGCUGGGCGAAGGAACUUCCUCCCAAGUACGGAUGCACGGUGAACGCCGUGUCUCCCGGUCCUACCAAGACCGAAGGUUUUCUGGCUGCUGGCGAGGAAGCAAUGCGUGUCUUGCAGCCUAUAAUCGAUGUAACGCCUGCAGGGAAGCGGAUGGGUACACCGGAGGAGAUUGCGUUUGCGGUGGGAUUUCUUUGUGAUGAGCGGGCAAGCUGGGUCAACGGGGUACAUUUACAUGUGAAUGGAGGACUUCACAUCGAUUAG
This is a messenger RNA of Fusarium subglutinans, 768 nucleotides long. Its product is annotated as 3-oxoacyl-reductase. The record is from RefSeq and is a predicted model, not a curated record. NCBI's taxonomy places the organism in Eukaryota, Fungi, Ascomycota, Sordariomycetes, Hypocreales, Nectriaceae. The transcript has a single exon. Bases 1 to 768 code for a protein of 255 amino acids.